Pestalotiopsis fici W106-1 is the source of this 1242-nucleotide messenger RNA. RefSeq lists its product as uncharacterized. Bases 1 to 1242 code for a protein of 413 amino acids. The transcript has 4 exons. NCBI's taxonomy places the organism in Eukaryota, Fungi, Ascomycota, Sordariomycetes, Amphisphaeriales, Sporocadaceae. The record is from RefSeq and is a predicted model, not a curated record.
AUGGAACCUGCCACGGAGCUCUGCAAUGGACCCACAGAAACAAGUACAAUCACCAUCGUAAUCACGACUAUAGUGUCGACUGUAACGUUCUUGAUCUUUCUCAAAUGGUCUCUAGAACCCCGGCGACCUCAAAUACUCCCAGGCCCCCUAACUACCACCAUACCGAGGCUCACAAAGGAGGAACUUGCACAAGUUCCGUACCAACCUGAUCACUUUCCCGGCGCUAGAGAUGUCGUGACUCCGUAUGGCAAUAUUCGCGUGUACGAGUUUGGACCCGAAACAGGCCGCAAGGUGCUUUUCCUUCAUGGCAUCAGCACUUCAUGUAUGACUCUGAAUGAUAUUGCCUUGGAUCUGGCAUCGAAAGGAUGCAGAGUGAUGCUUUAUGAUUUAUUUGGGCGCGGCUACAGCGAUGGCGUGGGCGACCUGCCGUCGGACACGCGCCUCUUUGUGACGCAGAUCCUGCUGGUGCUGGCCUCGUCGCCGCUGCCCUGGACCGGCGACGGCGCCCUCAACCUGGUCGGCUACUCGCUGGGCGGCGGCAUCGCCGUCAACUUUGCCGCCGCGUUUCCGCGCCUCGUGGCCUCGCUCGUGCUGCUGGCGCCCGCGGGCCUGAUCCGCGCCGCCAACAUCGGCCGCGCCAGCCGCCUCGUCUUCACGUCGGGCCUCGUGCCCGAGCGGCUCCUCGAAGGUCUCACGCGCCGCCGUCUCCGGGCCCCCAUUGGCAACGCCGUGGCCAAGCGCCGUCGGGCAAGCAGUGUCUCUUCCGUCACCAACGGCGGCGCCGUUGCCGCAGCCGCAGCAGCCACCACCUUGGAACUGCCAGGAGCAUCCAUGGACAAGGAGGGCUAUGUCGAUGUGGCCGUGCAAGAGGUUGUCGAUGAUGACACGCCAAACUCGCCAAGUCCUAUCGAGGCGAAGAUUGCGUCCUAUGUCCGCUGGAUGCUCGACUACCACACCGGAUUUGUGCCGUCAUUCAUGUCGACGAUCCGCCAUGGUCCGUUACUUGAGCAGCAUCAUUACUGGAGGGAACUAGCCAAGCGAGAGCCCGGCACCACGGCCGUGAUUCUGGGUCGGCAGGAUGAGCUGAUCCAAAAGGCCGACUACAAGGAGGACGCGCUGCCGCUCAUGGGCGGCGAGGGAAAUGUGUUUUGGCGCGUUGUUUCUGGUGGUCACAAUAUGCCGUUUACCAACUCGAGCGAGGUCAUUGAGGCCAUUCACGAGUUUUGGGGGAUCAAGGAAUGA